This is a messenger RNA of Sporothrix schenckii 1099-18, 426 nucleotides long. RefSeq lists its product as uncharacterized. The transcript has a single exon. Bases 1 to 426 code for a protein of 141 amino acids. The record is from RefSeq and is a predicted model, not a curated record. NCBI's taxonomy places the organism in Eukaryota, Fungi, Ascomycota, Sordariomycetes, Ophiostomatales, Ophiostomataceae.
AUGCAACUUCUUGCUCGAACGGGCUUCCUGCAGAUGCAAGUAACCGUACUGACCCGCCAUCACAGUGGUCACCGUAUCCAAAGGCUCCUAUACGAAGCAGACGUCCAGCCACCGGUCUUUCUGCGGUCCGCCCGGAAUUAUCGUGUGUCCGCGGAGAAGAAUUGUUGUCCGAAACAGACAAGUCAGAUCGCAAUCGAGGCGGAGACCGGCUGCCUGUUUGUGGAAAUCCUGGAAGCUGACAGAAAGGGAAGAAAGGACGCCGCACAGGCCGACAACGAACGACAACAAUCAGACAAACUAGUUGCACUUGCCGUUGUCGUGUGUACGCUUACAUACAUGGAUAUGUCAACAAGUACCCUUACGGCAGUAAACAAAGCAGAGACGCAGGCCGUAGCGAGGAGUGUCGGUGUGCUCGUUUUCGGCUAG